This is a messenger RNA of Branchiostoma belcheri (Belcher's lancelet), 2600 nucleotides long. RefSeq names its product zinc finger protein 366-like. Gene Ontology annotation, cellular component: nucleus. Lineage: Eukaryota; Metazoa; Chordata; Leptocardii; Amphioxiformes; Branchiostomatidae. The transcript is spliced from 3 exons. Bases 12 to 2348 code for a protein of 778 amino acids. Gene Ontology annotation, molecular function: DNA-binding transcription factor activity, RNA polymerase II-specific; RNA polymerase II transcription regulatory region sequence-specific DNA binding. Gene Ontology annotation, biological process: regulation of transcription by RNA polymerase II. The record is from RefSeq and is a predicted model, not a curated record.
AUAAAGACAAAAUGGCUGCCAAAGAAAGUUCCUACGCCAUGGAUCCCAACAGAACAGCUCCUAACCACGGUGAGGUGGAAAGUUGCAGCCCGGCCAGAACCCAGCACCACCUCACCAGUAACGGUGACAUCGCAGACCUCAGGAUAGACUUCGAACCCGACCAGUUGGGCUUCUUCCCUUCCGGCUCAUUAAAAAACGAACACUAUGCCAAUCAACAUGAAUCAGACAUUGACUUUGAUGAUGAAACAGAACCCCACGUAAAGAAUCAUAACCCCCAAGCUCAAACUGUUCACGAUUCCUACAUGCCCGCAAUCUGUGUCAGCACCAAUGGUAGUAAGCUAGACAUUCCCAGUAACGAGAGACUGGACCUCACGGUUGCUAUUGACGACGACGCCUGCAUCAUUGACGAGGAGGGAAAGAAGCGCUGGCGCUGUAACCAGUGUCCGAAGAUGUACUCGUCCAAGCACAACCUGAUGACGCACGUCCUGGGGCACAGCGGGAUCAAACCCCACGCCUGCCAGGAGUGUGGGAAGCUGUUCAAGCAGCUCAGUCAUCUCAACACACACAUGCUGGUCCACGGAGGGGUCAGGCCACACAGAUGUCAAGUCUGUGACAAGACCUUCACCCAGUCCAGCCACCUGAAGCGUCACAUGAUGCAGCACACCGAGUCCCGGCCCCACACCUGCGGCAUCUGCGGCCGAGGCUUCGCCUACCCCAGCGAACUGAAGUCCCAUGAGGCAAAACACGCAGACUCCAAGGACAACAUCUGUGUGGAGUGUGGGGCCGAGUUCCUGAGUCUUGCUAUGUUAAAGCGGCAUCUCGCGACACAUCGCGGACCCAACUCCUACCAGUGCACGGAGUGCGACAAGACGUUCAUGUACCCGAGCCAGCUCAACAACCACCUGAUGAAGCACCGCGACAUCCGCCCGCACAUCUGCUCCGAGUGCGGCAUGGAGUUCUUCCAGAUCCACCACCUCAAGCAGCACGCGCUCACGCACCGCGGCGUCAAGGAGCACAAGUGCCCGAUCUGCGGGCGGGAGUUCACGCUGCACGCCAACAUGAAGCGGCACCUCCAGAUCCACAGCAACAGCCGCGACUUCCGCUGCAACGUGUGCGGGAGGGCCUUCAACCAGAGGCAGACGCUGAAAGCCCACAUGGUCACCCACAGCGAGGUCAAACCCUACAAGUGUAAGGUCUGCGGGAAGGAGUUCACCAGGUUCCACAACCUGUCCGGCCACAUGCACCUGCACAGCGACUCCAAACCCUUCAAGUGUAGCCACUGUAACAGCAAGUUCACGCUGAAGGGGAACCUCAUGAGGCACAUGAAGGUGAAGCACGGGAUCGACGGGACGACCGCCACGAGAGCCGCCAUCGCCGCCAGGAUGGGGGACGGCGAGAACUCGGAGGACAACAGCAUGCACAUGUCGGACGAUAUGGAGGGCAGCUACGAGGGAAACACGGACGAGGGCAUGGACACGUCCUUCAGCAGUGGUGGACCUGCAGAGGAGGAGGAAGACUUGGAGGAAGAGGAGGAGGACGGAUCCUUCCAAGAAAAUGAAACUGACUCGAAACACAUCUUACCUUUAGGCAAUGAUGGAGAGCAAGUAGACAGUGUCUCCAGUCAACCUCCAGUCUUAGACCCUGGACCUACUGCAUUGCCGCCCACUGCUGUAAGUUUACCUUUGACCAAGGAGGAGCCCAUCUCACCACCUCAUGUAGAGAGUAGGUACCUGGAUAUGACUAGACCGCUACACCAUAUGGUAGACUCCCCGCCCAUAGACGUGUCUCUGCUGUACCGCAGCCAGCCUGGGCCCAAACCGAGGGUGCCGCAGAAGUUUGAGUGUGCCCUGUGCCCGACCAGGUUCACACAGAGGGGGAACAUGUUACGCCACAUGAGGCAGAAGCACUGGGAGGACUACCAGCGCACAUAUGUCCGUGCCGAGCCUGACGUCCAACAUCCCCCUCCUCCUCCUUCUCCCCCAAACAGGAACAUAUGUCCACCUCAAGGGGUAAAGACCGAGCCUCAGUCACCUCUGAUUGGUCAGUCUUCUCAGUACUUCGUGUCCGGUCCCCCAGGAAGCGGGUUGCCCCACCAUAAUGUACCCAAAUUGCACUUCAAAAAGAGACACCUGGCCGGCGGCGACCACUGGGACGUCAAUGUGUUCCUGAGGGAGGCAGUAGAUAGCAUACCUCCGCCACCACCGAUUACCAGCACAGACAGGACUCAGUAUGGGUACGCUUUGGGCGAAUACAGCAACUAUCAUAACGCCACACCAAGCAUCAGCAAUGAAAGUGAUCUGGGAUGGACGCCCCCUGUUCUUGACUUGCCCAAGGGAUUGCAUGUUUAAAGUAGGAUAUUAGUAAAUUGGACACUGCCGUUUGGGUACUUCUAAUUCUAUAUCACUGGCACAAGGAGCAAAUGGUUCCAAGAGCAUUUUGCAAUACAUGUAUAUGGUAUGUUGUUAAUGCACUAUUAUGAUAAUAUGGAGAGUUUCCAAGUGGAAGUACAUGUACAUUGUUGCCCUGCAGAACAAAAACUGCAGAAAGUUGGUGGUGCAAUCAGAAAGAGGAGCUGUCACUAGAAACAUUAGGUUAAAGUU